AUGGAGCUCGAGACGGCAAAGACAUGGUGCCAGCCACAGGGGCAGGCACGCGGGCCCUGGAUCAGGGGUUCUCCGCUACCCCUGCCGGUUUGGGCCCAUUACGCGUCACCAGUCCUGACCGUUCACACGGUCGAACAAUAUGAGGAACUAGCGGGCAGCGUUGAACUUGAAACGCAACGUUUAUUGCGCGAGCAUCGCUAUAACACUGUUGGCAAUUUCCUCAGGUUCUACAAGGACUACUCCAGAAGCGGAGAAAGUGUGCUUGAACGUUUCUACCGUAAAUAUCAGCCGCUAAUAACAGAUGAGCAUUACACUUGCGUCGGCCUUGGAUUCGAGUUGUUAUGCCGGUUAGCUGAUCUGAACGAGCGAUAUCCAGGAUUGGCGAGUAGUCUCUACUUGACAUCAUGCGAGGAAACGAUUGGCGAUAUCGCCAGCUACGUUGGAGGCCCACCAGCGGCCGACAGCGGUGAGAAGGAGCAUGUAUUAGUGUGCCUGAAAAUCAAGAUUGGCGAACGUUGCGGCUUCAUGCUGCUCGAUCCAGGUUACCAUAUAGCUCGCGUUGUCACUGUGAUGGCCGAUAAAUUGUACCCUCACACCGGCUGGUUCACGCAAGUCGACGAGCCGAACUGCAAAAAAAUGUACAAUUACUAUUUAUGUGCCGACGAUCCCGACUAUAUCGAGUGGCAUGAGAGGGUGACUCGACCUGGUGCCUUGGAGACGACGCAAGUCGCUCUCAUUUAUGUGGCGAGGCCAUAUUUAACUGCCAUUGAUGUUACCGAACGUAGGAACUUGGUUUAUAACCACAAGAGCCUCAUAGCCAGAGAUACCAAGGGCCACAUAAUCGCUGGUAUAUAUUUUCCUGUCGUAUUGGACCGCGACAAUGCGCAGACCUUCACGAUUUUCCAUCAAACCGCUAACAGGAAGAAACGAGUUAAAAUGGCAUUCAACAAAUUUUACAGCACAUCGGAGAUACGUCCUAACGCCGAGGAAAUGGAGAUUGUCGCGGAAUGUGCCCGACAGCUCGACAUUCCGCUGGAUACCCUGGAGAGUAUGAUCUCUGCUCUCGCCACCGUCAUGAGAGACACGUCAUUCGUGGCGCAGCUGUUGGCCAUCAACAAGCGUAUCAACACCUUAGCAGAGGCAAAUUAACAGAAGUCAAUCCACCCAGCAUGGUGUCGAUAUAACAUUACGUUUCAUGAUUUCUUUUGCCGGCUUUCCUCUUACGUUCUUUUUCUUUUAUUAACCAUUGUAGGUAUGCUUUGUUACGUUUUACAAGUUCAAUCAUCAAGUAUUUUCGAGAUGCUAAUAAAGUAUUUUCAAAGGUUUCGCUGCUACUUAGUAUCGCAUUUUACGUAUGCAAUUCAAUGAAAACAUUAACAGAUCGAUUAUACGAUCGAAAUGACAUGUUACAAUGUGUAUGUACUUUAAGGUAUGCACGUGAACUUCAACACAUUUGAUUUCCAUUUAGGAGUUUUCGACAGAAGAACAUUUUUUUUUAUCUAGUCUCCAUCGUAUCAUUCAACGUACUUAGGAUGAUCUUGAAUAUUCGCUUUUUAUCUAGUAUGCACGCGGCAACCAAUUGCAAACUAUUUUAAAUGGCCUACACUUAAAAAUUUACAUAAUCGCUUUUUAAAUUUUAGUCUUGCAAUUUAUGCAAUUUGCGUUUAUUUUUUAUGGUAAUGUACUAGAUCGGUAUGAUAAUAUUUUCAUUGAAUAAUCUCGAAACUACAAGAAAUUAUAUAGAUCACUAUUUGUGUAGGAAGGACUUCAACUAAAAUCGUAUUGGUACAAGGGAUAAUUUUGUUCCAUCAUUUCUUAUUUAGAAUAAAAAUAUAUCUAUAUCUAUAUAUAUAUAUAUAUACAUAUGUAUGUGUGCUUCAGUUUGUUAAAACAAAAUUAACGACCUCAUUUCAAUAAAAUAAUUAUUUGACGGGUAAAGUUCGUAUCGUUUAAUACCCCACCUCAAUGAUCGUGUGUUAUAUGUACUUACUUUCAAAUGAUGGAACAGCUUGUCUGUCGGUGAAUGUCUGUCAGUUUCAAAAUUAUCCUGUAAAAAAACUCAAUUCGGAAUACUUUUGAAACCAUUAAUUGUUUAUUGCCUUUAUAUACAUUAAACUUCUCAGUAUUGUUAUACGAUAUUGGAAACUAACAUAAAUCGACGUAAGUGGAUAUAAUACAAUUCUGUGAUUAUAUAAGUUCUUAAAGUUUCUCUCAGAGUACAUGU
Molecule: messenger RNA, 2224 nt
Organism: Odontomachus brunneus
Lineage: Eukaryota; Metazoa; Arthropoda; Insecta; Hymenoptera; Formicidae
Exons: 5
Coding region: 1-1149 (382 amino acids)
Source: RefSeq, a predicted model, not a curated record